CCAACAUCUCUCCUUUGGAACAAUGAUUCACAAUAAUGCAAAGUUAUUUUUGGCUAAUACAGUUGGAAGUAUUUGGGGUCAACUAAAUGCUAAGUUACAGUAAAGCCAGAUUGAUCUUUUACUUUGGCAAAUUCCUGACUGCACAGAUGGACCUUGCUUUGCUCCCUGAAGGCUCAUGGUCCUAAGCUUGACUAAAGCAUUAGAGGAAAUUAUGGAGGAUUAAGGGGGGAAAAAGGAAAUUGGAGAUUUGCAGCCUGAGAUCUAGUCAGGCAAGGCUUUAACCAAAUUCUCCUCUCUGACAUUAAUAUGGUUUGACAUUAAUCACUAGCAUCUAUUCAGUGGUGGUGUGCAACCCUUUUGCUGGAACGGAACUUUCUGAAUGGCAUGGUUCCCCUUUCACAUCUCCUCUGGUCCCUAUUUAUACCCCCUUUCCCCUUCUUAUCUUUCUAAAUUUGUAAUCAGAUACAUGCUAAUGGUGGCAAUCAUGGGACCUCAAUAUUAUCAAAGCAGCACAGUUUUACGAGGUGUCUCUGCUGAGUCUCUUGGCCCAUUCACCCUCUCUUUUAAAGUGGAAAGCAAAGGUUUCCAUCUCUACAUACUUUGCAUCUUUGAAUUACUCAAAGAAACAGUACAGGGAGGAUUACAUAGGCCUGGGGUGAAUCUUGGCUGUGCCAUUUCACAUCCGUGUGUCUUUGGAGUAAAGGUUAAACCUUUCUAACAGUUGGUUUUCUCAUCUGCAAAAUGGGGUUUCUAAUAAUACCUACUGUGUGAGACAACCACCUUUUAAACUGCCAUACUGAAAGAGCUCAGGGAUGUCAGUUUCAUUGUCACAUGUCUUCCAUUUUGCAUAAAUUAGAAUAAUUUUCCAUAUUUGUCUCACCCAAUUGGAAUAGAAACCCAUUAAAAUCCAUUAAAAACCACUGCUUUUCCUUUCUAUCCCUCUUCUCCCUUCAGUGCAGUGCCUUGUGUAUUUUGGGGACUUUAUAUUGUUUCUUCUUGAAUAGAUCUUCCCAGUGGCCCUAUUGUUGGGCCAUUUUACUCAAACAAAUUCAGGGUGAUAACUAAGUUGUCCCAGGUUAUUCAGAUGCUGAGUGUCCAGGCUAGGAUGGAGUCAAGAUGGGACUGAGUUGUUUGCAUCUUCUAGUAUCCAAAACCCAGCCAAAUGGCCAACUUAGGGACCUGCUCAGGCUUGUACUAGGACUCUCUCAGCUCAGCCAGGCAGGACAAUGCAGGUUGCAUUCCAAUCAGUGGCUUUUUUUUUUCAAUUUUUUGUUAAGGUAUGAUUGAUAUACACUCUUAUGAAGGUUUCACAUGAAAAAAUAAUGUGGUUACUACAUUUACCUGUCAGUGGCUUUUUGGUUAAAAGACACAGCUUUGGAGUCAGACCUGGGUUUCAGUCUGGUUUCAUCACCUACUAGAUGUGUGAGCAGGAGGAACUCCCUUGUGAGCUUCAGCUUUCCCACUGUGAUAUGGGAAUAAAUCCUCUUCACAGGGUUGUGAGGAUGAUGUGAGGCUGAAAAAGUUAUCAUCCCAGAAGAACUGACUACUUCUAUUCUAAUGUGGCAUUCAUGCCUUCAUUCCCUCAUAGAUUUUUCAGACAUUACUGGGCAUCCAGGCACCAUCGGAUACAAGAAAUAGAAUACUAAGACAUUGUCUUUGUCCUCAGAACUCUGAGGACAGUAAAUUUGUUCCAAAGAGCCAAAGGAGGUGACAUUGCAGAUGUGAAUAAAAUGAAAAAACUUGGAAGAUUAUACCUGGAAGGGACUGGAUUUGCUGCCAUUAGAUAAAAUUCAAAUGGAGGAAAAAAUUACUGUUAGAAUGAUUGGAUUUAAUGUGGAAGAGUAAAUUAAACUAUUUCUAAAAAUUCCAUUUUGGGGAAGUGGGAACACUGGAGAAAAGUUGGCUUUUAAGCAUCCUACCUUUUUGCUCACUAAUACUUGAACUAUUCAGUACAGGGAAAGAAGCAGAUAGCUGUGAAUCCACUCGGCUAACUUUAGGGCACUCCUGCUUGGACAAGGUGCUGUGCAGACUAUGCGCUGGGCCAGGGCAGUUUGCCUUUCAGAAGCUUAUGGUAGAGUUGGAUAUACUGGUGGGAAGUGGACAUGGUGGUGAAUGAAGACAACUGCACAAAAACCCAGAAUAUGAGGUAGGAGACGGAAAGGGCCCUCAGAGACAAUGUGAAGUAAGGCAGCUGGAGCUUGGGUAGGGGAAAGAAUUCCUUGCUUGGUGGUCCGAUCAGCUGCAAGCCAAGGAAUGCCUGGGAGCACAAGAAGCUGGAGGAGGGAGAAAGGACUCUCCCCGAAGCCUUCCAAGGGAGUGUGGUGCUGCCAGCGUCGUGACUGUAGGUCUUUAGCUGCCAGAACUGCAAGAGAACACGUUGUUUUAAGCCACAAAUUUAAUGGCAAAUGUCAGCCACUCUAGGAAAUAGAGUACUUUGAGUUAUUUAGGGCAACUUACUUAGCUUCUAUAAGCCUCAAUUUCUUCAUCUGAAAAAUAAGGAUAUAAGCCAUCUCAAAGCAUUAUCAUGAGGAUUAAAGUGCUUUAUUUAUUGUCUAUCCAAGAGAUGGGCUGUGAGUAAACCCGAAGACCAGAUGGGGUGCAGUCGUAGAACGCAUGUUUCCAGGCUCAGUAUGACUUGGUUCAGGAGGCAGUGCAGGUGUUUGAAUAUUUCCAAACAGGGAUGUGAUGGAUCAGUGGUGCUGCUUCUGGACACUGUCCAGAGAGAACUGACCUGACUGAAGCCAGAAGGCAUGGGACCCCCUCCAGGAGACCAGUGAGGAAGGGCCAGUACCUCGCCUAGAGUCCUGAGUAACAGCUGCAGGCAGAGGAAGGAAGUCAUUCGUCGGGAGACAUCCACUCAGAAAGUCCAUUGGCGUGUGGGUUGGGUCUACCAAGUGCACAGAACUGGAAGUGGUCAAGGUUUUGGACAAGGAGUGCAAUGAGGCCUGCUGCCUCCCACAGCCUGAGAGCAGUGCACAUGACAGAGGGAAAAGGGCAGCACAGCCGGUCAGGCCCAAGGGUUAGGGCAGGCCCUGGUUACAGGAUCACUCUGGAAUGAGGGUGUGGACUUGGGACUGCCUGGAAAAUGGCCGCAGAACAAGAGACCCUAAACCACCACGAAUUGUCAAGUAACUCCUGAGGGAAUACGGCAGUAAACACCGGAUACUUGCUUUUCUCAGAAUAUGGCUAGGGAAAAAUGCACGCAAACCACAGACCUGAGCUUUUUAGCCAAGGAGUGCUGCUGUGUGUGUGCAUGUGAACGUGUGCGUGCAUGUGUGUGUGUGUCCAGGGGUGUGUGUCAGGAAGUGGGUAGAGGUGGGGACGAGAGGCCUCACAGGUAAAGGAGAAGUAGGCAGAGCACUACAGCGCAAAUAGCGAAUGGGCUCUCAUCCUGCUGCACUUCCUUGGUUAUUCCAAAAACGGGGCUGCUGCCCGUGGUCUUACUUCAGCAUCUGCCAAGGAACCUGAGUAGUUAAGAGGUGCAGGCCCUUUCUGAGACUGAAGACAGGUUGUAAUUUAAGUUUGCUGGGAUUGUGCUCAAGAGUUUGAAUAAAGAAAACGACAGUGAUGCAAACCCAGCUGCACUGCUUAUGUGUCCUUAUACUUUAUUUGACAACUGGAUAUGGCCAAGAAGGGAGGUUUAGUGGACCCCUGAAGCCCAUGACAUUUUCUAUUUUUGAAGGCCAAGAAUCGAGUCAAAUCAUAUUCCAGUUUAAGGCCAAUCCUCCUGCUGUGAAUUUCAAACUAACUGGAGAGACAGAUGACAUAUUUCAGAUACAACCAGAUGGACUUCUGUAUCGCAACAGAGCCCUGGACAGGGAAACAAGAGCUGUUCACCAACUCCAGGUUGCAGCUCUGGAUGCUCAUGGAGCUACAGUGGAGGGCCCAGUCCCCAUCAUCAUAGAAGUGAAGGACAUCAAUGACAAUAGACCCGUGUUUCUUCAGCCGAAGUAUGAAGGCUCAGUAAGGCAGAACUCUCGCCCAGGAAAGCCCUUCAUGUAUGUCAAUGCUACAGAUUUGGAUGAUCCAUCUACUCCAAACGGUCAGCUUUUUUACCAGAUUGUCAUCCAGCUUCCCAAGGUCAACAAUGUCAUGUACUUUCAGAUCAACAACAAAACAGGGGCAAUUUCACUUACCCGAGAAGGAUCUCUGGAAUUGGAUCCCAUUAAGAAUCCUUCCUACAAUCUGGUGGUCUCCGUGAAGGACAUGGGAGGCCAGAAUGAGAAUUCCUUCAGUGUCAGCACGUCGGUGGAUAUUACAGUGAAGGAGAAUAUUUGGAAAGCACCAGAACCUCUGGAGAUUGUAGAAAACUCGACUGAUCCUCACCCCAUCAAAGUCACUCAGGUGCGGUGGAAUGAGCGAGAUGCACAAUAUUCCUUAGUUGAAAAGGAGAAGCUGCCCAGAUUCCCAUUUUCAAUCAACCAGGAAGGAGAUAUUUAUGUGACUCAGCCCUUGGACCGAGAAGAAAAGGAUUCAUAUAUUUUUUAUGCGGUUGCAAAGGAUGAGCAUGGAAAACCACUUGCAUUGCCACUACAGAUUCAUGUGAAAGUUAAAGACAUUAAUGAUAAUCCACCUACAUGUCCAUCUUCUUUGACUAUAUUUGAGGUCCAGGAGAAUGAAAGAAUAGGAAGCAAUAUUGGGACUCUUACAGCCCAUGACAUGGAUGAAGAAAACUCUGUCAACAGUAUUUUAGUAUACAAAAUUGCAGAGCAAACCCCAAGAUUUCCUGAAGAAGGACUCUUCCUGGUCCAAACCUACUCGGGAAUAUUCCAAUUAGCUAAGCAUUCCUUGAGGAAGCAAGACACUCCAAAAUACCACUUGGUUGUGAACGUGUCUGACAAAGAUUUCACGACCCGCUGUCACGUGCAAAUCAACGUUAUCGAUAUCAAUGAUCAGAUACCGAUCUUUGAAAAAUCAGAUUAUGGAAACUUGACUCUCUCUGAAGACACGGCUGUCGGGUCUGUCAUCUUAACCAUCCAGGCCACUGAUGCUGAUGAGCCAAAUACUGGAAGCUCUAAAAUCCUGUACCGUAUUACAGAGGGAGACAGUGAGGGAUGCCUGGGGAUUGAAACAGAUCCCCAAACCAACGCUGGAUAUGUCAUGGUUAAAAAGCCUCUUGAUUUUGAAAAAGCAGCUCUUCACAACAUUGUGCUCCAUGCGGAAAAUCCUGAGCCACUGGUGCCUGGUGUAAAGUACAAUGCCAGCUCUUUUGCCACGUUCACACUUACUAUAACAGAUGUGAAUGAAGCACCCCAAUUUACCCAACAUGUAUUCCAAGCACAAGUCAGUGAAGAUGUGGCUAUAGGCACUAAAGUGGGCAACGUGACUGCCAAAGAUCCGGAAGGUCUUGACAUAAGUUACUCACUGAGAGGCAACAAGAGAAGCUGGCUUAAAAUUGACCCCGUCACUGGUGAGAUCUUUACCGUGGCUCCGCUGGACAGAGAAGCUGAAAGUCUGUAUCGGGUACAAGUGGUGGCAACCGAAGUAGGUGGAUCCUCCUUGAGCUCCAUAGCAGAUUUCCACCUGACUCUCACGGAUGUGAAUGACAACCCCCCUCGACUAGUCAAAGAGUACACAGGCUUGUUCCUCUGUUACCCACUCCAAGCACCCGGAAGUCUCAUUUUCGAGGCCACUGAUGAUGAUCAAGUGUCAUUUCGAGGUCUACAUUUUACAUUUUCCCUUGGCAGUGAAAGCUUACAAAAUGACUGGGAAGUGACCAAAAUCAAUGGAACUCAUGCCAGACUCUCUACCAAGCACACAAACUUCGAGGAGGGAGUUCACCACAUUCCAAUCCGCAUCAGUGAUGGUGGCCGCCCACCCUUGGAAGGGACUGUCUCUUUACCUGUUACUUUCUGCACAUGUGGGGAAGAAGGUUGUUUCCGGCCAGCAGGUCACAUGCCUGGGAUGCCCACUGUGGGCAUGGCGGUUGGUAUACUCCUGACCACUUUAUUAGUCAUUGGUAUAAUUUUAGCAGUGGUGUUUAUCCGGAUAAAGAAGAAUAAAGGCAAAGAUAAUGUUGAAAGUGCUCAGGCAUAUGAAGUGAAACCUCUGAGAAACUGAAUUUAAAAAGGAAUGUUUGAGUUUAUGUACCAAGUGCUAUUUCAGUAACAACCAUUCAGUCCCAUAACUUUACUUUUUAUCCAACAUGUGCACUGUAAUUUUUUACAGAUAUACCCUCUUGCCCUUUAAUAUUUUAUUACUCUUUGAUAUUUCAUGUGCUAUAGACAUGACAGAUGUUUUCCACUUUCCCAUGACACUCUUCCCUUCUGCAAAAGCCAUAGCUAUUUAUCCAAAACCAAAAAUGUAUGUGUUUUUCCCCCUCAGGGAAAGAUGGGCUGAUGAAAUAGUCUGUUCAAUUUUCUUCACCACGGAGAUUUAUCAGUCACCCACCACAGAACUUUCUGGAUUCCACUUAUGCUUUUUCUGGUCCAUCCUGUGUCCCCUUCUUCACAUCUCCUUUGGCAUUUCACUAAUUUUAAAACAUCUGUUGGAGAAAAGAACAAAGCAAAGCCUCAGGAAAAAAUUAAAGAGGAGACGUGUCCCUUAUCUUGAACAGAAACUCUUCAGUGUUGUUAACCUUCUUGAGCUCAGUGUGGCUUAUGCAGGGCUUCUUUUGAGUUUUUUCCACUUGGGAAUGGCACAAGCCCCACACAGACCACACAGAAGCCCACUUCAUGAUCCUUGGUGUGGAAGCCAGCCACUGACAGGGCUUACUCACUCCCUACCGUGCUUGCAUGCUGCGCAUGUUUUCUUUGUGUGUAUAGUAAUAAAGUUUUGGUUAUUGUAUAUUUAAUGGUAGAGGAAAAUAAGGAAGCAUGAAAGAAGUGGGGACAAAAAUCCAAGAAUAAACGUUGGCUGUGGUUUUGUUUCUCGGA
This is a messenger RNA of Manis javanica (Malayan pangolin), 6875 nucleotides long. It is a transcript of the gene CDH17, whose product is annotated as cadherin 17. Gene Ontology annotation, molecular function: beta-catenin binding; calcium ion binding; cadherin binding. Lineage: Eukaryota; Metazoa; Chordata; Mammalia; Pholidota; Manidae. Gene Ontology annotation, cellular component: catenin complex; plasma membrane; adherens junction. The record is from RefSeq and is a predicted model, not a curated record. Gene Ontology annotation, biological process: calcium-dependent cell-cell adhesion; adherens junction organization; cell-cell adhesion mediated by cadherin.